CUUCAUAUCUAACAUAAAUUUACAUAGAUAGACAACUCUUUCUCCAUAGAAGACAAUAAGGAGUAUAUGAGAAUGGUGUCUUCCAAUUCUUUUUUUAUUACGAUUUGCAGGUUUCAUUAAAUGUGAUAUUUUGAGGACCUCGUCACAUAGCCACCGGUUCUAGUCAACAGUCGCAGGGUUUCGGAAAAUGAGCACGAGCCUUAUGGUCGCAGAUUCCAUCUGGAAUGACAUUGAGUCAACUCGGUCAGUGAUUGAUGACCAUCUCUCCACAUUGCAUUUUCUUUUUGGGAAAAAUUUCGAGCGUGCAGCGAGGGUAGUGGAUCAGAGAGGAGUCAAACGAAUCUGCGGUCAACCCAGCGGGCGUUCCAUUUUUCAGGUCGUUGGAGAGUCAAGGAAGAAGGAUGAGUAUUUGUGCUUCCCGGAGCAUUAUUGUGCUUGCUAUUCUUUCUUUUACGACGUCGUGAACAGAGCGGAACAACUCUGUGUGAGAAUUCAUUGAACUAGUGACUUUGGUCCAGCUGCCCCCUUCUCAAUUUGUUAUCUGAACCGUUAAUAGACUGCAGUGUAAGCAUCAGAUUGCUGCAAGACUUGCAAAUUCGCUAGGAGCAUGCAUUGAUGUUAUGGUGUCUGAUGAAGAGCUGGCUGUGUUGCUAUCCCAACUUUAAUGGACUGGUCCACUUAUUAUCUUCUUUAUGAUAUAUGCCAAACACAGGGAUGGUUCAUGGUUCAGAUAUUGAUGCCUUGGAACAUGUAAAUAAUCAGCUUUGCCCAAAACUAAGGUUUGGAUGGAUGGUUUUGGAGGGGUUUAGAGAGGAACGCUUUGAUUUUUUUAGUCUAUAUCUUAAUAUGCAUUUGAUAUUUUAUAGAAAUGGACGAUUAACAUAAUAUUUGAUCAUAUAACAUUUGGAUCAUCUUUUAUAUGUUUUCAGAAACUAACUAUUUAUCAUGAUAUGGACUUAGCCGUCUAAAUUCUUUCCAUCCUGUCGGACCCUAAGGGCCCGUUUACUUAUUUCUCUAGUUUUAUGUCUUUGUUUUCUG
Molecule: messenger RNA, 1038 nt
Organism: Cuscuta europaea
Lineage: Eukaryota; Viridiplantae; Streptophyta; Magnoliopsida; Solanales; Convolvulaceae
Source: the annotation of a GenBank genome assembly